AUGUCUUACUUUUAUUCUUUCCGAUUCGUGCAUUUACUUUCUUUCUUUCUUUCUUUCUUUCUUUCUUUCUUUCUUUCUUUCUUUCUUUCUUUAUAUCGUUUGUCUUCAGAAGUUAUCUGGUUAAAUUCCGUCUGCUCAUUUUUCUUCGCAUUGUCCUUUUAUCUUUCUUCCUUCCUUUUUUAUUUCAUUCAUUAUCUUUUUAUGCAUUUCAUUUUUCGUUCUUCCUUUCAUUUUUUUUCUUACUCCUUUCUUCUUUCCUUCCAUCUCUCCCUCAAUUUCACUCUACAUUGUGCAUUUUUUUCUUUCUGCCUUACAUUCCUCUUUUGUUUUCAUCUUUCUUCUCUUAUCUUUCUUCGAUUUCCUCCUCUUUCUUUCUUUCUUUCUUUUUUUUCUCUUUUUUCACAUGUAUGUCUGACAUUCCUUACGCAUAACUUUUUAUCUUUUUUAUCGUUCCUCCGUUAUUACUUCUUUCUCUCUGUUUUUUGUCCUAUUUUAUACUUUUCCUCUUUCAUUUUCCAUUUUCUCAUUCUUCAAGCCUUUCUCUCCUUUGAUUUUCUUUCUUUCUUUCUUUCUUUCUUUCUUUCUUUCUUUCUUAUACCUUUCUCUCCGUUGAUUUUCUUUCUUUCUUUCUUUCUUUCUUUCUUUCUUUCUUUCUUUUCUUUCUUUCUUUCUUACACCUUUCUCUCCGUUGAUUUUCUUUCUUUCUUUCUUUCUUUCUUUCUUUCUUACAACUUUCUCUCCGUUGAUUUUCUUUCUUUCUUUCUUUCUUUCUUUCUUUCUUUCUUUCUUUCUUUCUUUCUUUCUUACAGUUUUCCUCUUUCAUUUUCCCUUUUCUCAUUCUUCAAGCCUUGCUCUCCUUCUGCUCUUCUUUAUUCUUUUUUAAUUUUUUCAUCCUUUCUUUCUUUUCCUUCAUUUUUACUAUUUCAUAUUUCUUUUUUCAACUCUGCAAGUCGUCUUCUUCUUCGGCUUUCUUUCUUUCUUUCUUUCUUUCUUUCUUUCUUUCUUUCUUUCUUUCUUUCUUUCUCUCUUUCUUUCUUUCUUUCUUUCUUUCUGUCAAUCAAAGAAUUGUAUGGUAACGAGGUUUUGUUUCUUCUUUUCACAUUCAUUUUCUUUCAAACUAUCUACCUGAAUCUAUUUCUCUCUCUCUUUCUAUCUAUCUAUCUAUCUAUCUAUCCUAGUUUUCUCAUUAUCUAUCUAUCUAUCCUAGUUUUCUCAUUAUCUAUCUAUCUAUCUAUCCUAUUUCUUCAUUAUCUAUCUAUCUAUCUAUCUAUCUAUCCUAGUUUUCUCAUUAUCUAUCUAUCUAUCUAUCUAUCUAUCUAUCUAUCUAUCUAUCUAUCUAUCUAUCCUAGUUUCUUCAUUAUCUAUCUAUCUAUCUAUCUAUCUAUCUAUCUAUCUAUCUAUCUAUCUAUCCUAGUUUUCUCAUUAUCUAUCUAUCUAUCUAUCUAUCUAUCUAUCUAUCUAUCUAUCUAUCUAUCAACCCUCUGCUAA
Messenger RNA from Acanthosepion pharaonis, 1488 nucleotides. NCBI's taxonomy places the organism in Eukaryota, Metazoa, Mollusca, Cephalopoda, Sepiida, Sepiidae. The record is from the annotation of a GenBank genome assembly.